Molecule: messenger RNA, 3962 nt
Organism: Polyodon spathula (Mississippi paddlefish)
Lineage: Eukaryota; Metazoa; Chordata; Actinopteri; Acipenseriformes; Polyodontidae
Product: toll-like receptor 8
Exons: 2
Coding region: 74-3154 (1026 amino acids)
Biological process (GO): positive regulation of interleukin-6 production; defense response to virus; toll-like receptor signaling pathway
Cellular component (GO): plasma membrane
Molecular function (GO): protein binding; pattern recognition receptor activity
Source: RefSeq, a predicted model, not a curated record
GAGAAGUUAAGAAGAGCUGGCUGUUUCUACUAAUCGUCAGGCAUAAAGUACACACAUUCUAAACUUUCUGAAAAUGGUUGUCACCUUCCUUGUACUGUUCGGGCUUGCUUCUGAGCUCCUUGCCCUGCAGUGGGUUUCCAGGACACUUCCAUGCGAAGUCACUGUGAAGAGCAAUAAUACUUCAAUACUUUUCGACUGUAGUGCUCGACGACUCAUCCAAGUGCCUAAUGAAAUUAACAGGAAUGCCACUAGCCUGAAACUUUCAGAAAAUAGAAUACAUCAAAUUUCAAAUCAGUCCUUCUACAAUUUGAGAAAUCUUACAUUCAUUGACCUUAACUGGAACCAUCACACAGGAGGGAUUUAUAUUGCAAACAGGACAUUCUUUUCCUUGACAAGACUACAGGUAUUACUUUUAGAUGGAAAUUUGCUUUGGAAAGUACCAGAAGGUCUCCCACCUGGACUGAAAAUUCUAAGUCUAAAUGCAAACCACAUUUUUAACAUCACUAAUGAGGACUUCACUGGUGUGCCAAAUGUAACUGAGAUUCAUUUGGACAAAAACUGUUACUAUGGUAACCCUUGCAAUAUUUCUUUCUCUAUUGAGAAAGGAAGCUUUUCACAUCUUACUAGUUUGAAAGUGUUAUCAUUGAACUAUAACAACCUAUCCCACGUACCCCAAAAUCUGCCAACGUCUUUAGUGAAACUAUAUUUAAGUUUGAAUAAAAUACAGCAUGUUGAUCAAUAUGACUUCCAGAACUUAACUGAACUUCAAGUUCUUGACUUAUCUGGCAAUUGCCCCAGGUGUACUAAUGCCCCAUUUCCUUGUGAAGUUUGUAAGAAUCCUGCCUCAGUUGAAGUACAUCCUUAUGCUUUUCAGAACCUUCGGAAACUGGAAGAACUAAGCCUUUCUGGUAACUCUCUCCGUAUAUUGAACAGCAACUUGUUCCAAAACUGCUCAAACCUAAAAUUUUUACAUCUUUCCUUCAACUACUUAGUCAGUGAAAUAGCUAGAGGACACUUUCUCAGUAAUUUACCACACCUGGAAGUGAUCGAUUUAUCCUUUAACUUUGAAGAAAAGUCCUAUCCCAAUAGCAUCUGUCUUUCGGAAAACUUUUCAAAACUAACGUCCCUCAGAGCCUUACACAUUGAAGCCUAUGUGUUCCAAACCAUUGUUAAAGGUUCUCUGGACCCUCUCAAAAACCUAAAAAAUCUGUCGGUGCUGAACAUGGGUACAAACUUUCUUAAGCAUGUAAACUUUGUCGAGUUUCAAAAAUUCUUUAACCUGUCAUUGAUAUAUUUGUCAGAAAACAGACUGACAUCCCAAUCCAGUCCAAAUGAAAGCAUGUAUGAUAAGGUUAGUGAUGAGAAGGUUUUAUAUAAAGUAGAAGGUUACAAGCAUGACAUGAAUGGUCACAUUGUGCACAGGGAUAAGGACUAUCGCUUUUCAAACCCACAUGUUAAGCAGGAGUGCCUUGUCUAUGGUCAGGCAUUGGAUCUCAGUAAAAACAAUAUUUUUUUCAUUUCCCCCAAGCAGUUCCAAGGCUUUGAGAAAACCACAUGUUUAAAUCUGUCUAAAAAUGCUAUUGGUGAUGCCUUGAAUGGCACUGAGUUUAUCCACCUUCCUAACCUCAAGUACUUGGAUCUGACUUAUAAUAAGAUUGACCUGGCCUAUGACUAUGCUUUUGCAGAGUUACAGCAACUGGAGGUGUUGGAUCUAAGCUACAAUUUGCAUUAUUUUGUUGUGGCAGGAGUCACCCACAAUCUGAGUUUUCUAAAAAACCUUCAGUUUUUAAAAGUGCUUAACUUGAGUGGGAAUGAAAUUUAUACUUUAACAAACAAGGAGCUGAUCAGCAAAUCCCUAAAAGAGCUGCAAUUCCAAGGCAACCGACUCGAUAUCUUAUGGAAGGGAGAUGACAACAGGUAUAUCACACUCUUCAAAAAUCUUUUGAAUUUAACAUAUCUUGAUAUAUCCUACAAUAGACUUAAAAGAAUACCAUCCAACGUGUAUUGUAGUUUGCCAUCCAACUUAACUGAGCUCUAUUUAAUUGGUAAUGGCCUCCAGUUUUUUGACUGGGAGAAGCUCACUUAUUUUAACCAACUUGAGGUUCUAGCUCUUAGAGACAAUAGUUUGACAUACGUCACUGAGAAGCUCAGCAGUUACACAAAUACUCUUAGGACACUUGACCUGAGUCAUAACAAGAUUACUCAGCUCUCUGAUGGCUUUCUCCAACAAGCAAGUAGCCUUCAGCACCUUUAUUUAAGUCACAACCACCUGAAGCUUAUAAACCAGUCAACCUUCCUAUCUGGGCCAAACAAUUAUCUGAAAAGAUUACAUCUGGAAGGAAACCCAUUUCAGUGCACCUGUGAUAUUUUGGAUUUCAUUUUGUGGAUAAAAUCAAACGAUGUUGCUAUACCACGUCUGGCCACAGAUGUCAACUGUGCAACGCCUGAAGAUCGAAAAGGAAAGGGCAUCAUAACCUUUGAGCUUUCUGAAUGUGAAAACGACAUCACAUCAGCCAUAUUGUGUUUGUUUUCAUUCUUUGUUAUUACGCUCACGAUGGCGGUAGCUGUUAUAAAACAUUUAUUUUACUGGGAUGCUUGGUAUUUUUAUCAUUAUUUUAAGGCAAAGGUGAGGGGCUACCGAUCCCUUGAAUCAACAGAUAAUGUCUUUGAUGCCUUUAUUACAUAUGAUACCAAAGAUCCAGUCGUAUCAGACUGGGUUCUGAAUAAUCUCCGAAUCAAGUUAGAGGACAAGGGAGACAAGGCUUUGCUAAUAUGUUUAGAAGAAAGGGACUGGCAGCCAGGGGUACCUGUCAUAGACAACCUUUCUCAAAGUAUCCGACAGAGCAGGAAGACUGUAUUUGUGCUGACUGACAGCUAUGCGAAGAGUGGGAACUUUAGAAUAGCCUUUUACAUGGCGCACCAAAGACUAAUGGAUGACAAUGUGGAUGUGAUUGUGCUCGUUUUACUGGAGCCUGUGUUACAGCAUUCUCGGUUUCUGAGGUUAAGGAAAAGGUUAUGCAGAAGCUCCAUUUUGGAAUGGCCAACAAACCCCCAUGCUGAAGUCUGGUUUUGGCAAUGCCUGAGAAAUGUGAUCAAAGUGGACAAUUGUGUGCUGUAUAACAAUCUCUAUUCAGGUUACUUCACGGCUCAGUAAGUUUGUAGAUUCCUGAGUAUGUCACACCCUCUGAAUGAUACAGUGGAAACUCACAGGAAGUAUGCAUGUAACUUUGAAAAUCCAUUUUUCUGUUAUUGAUUUAUGUCUUAUAUUUCAGUUUUUCAGCUGGGGAAAAAAAAUAAUAUAUACUUGUACUGUAAAUCAGUCUGUAAAAAACUAGUCAUUGGCAGAAUCAGGUCCAAAUAAUGUUUGUUCUUAAGCAUUUAACCAUAACCUGACUUUGAAUCCAAAAGCCUAAAAUUAAAAUAUCAAACCAGUACCAAUUGCCCAGAAAGGCAAGACUGACGGCCAAAACCAAGCAAGUUAAAAUUGUGAUGCUUGCCUGCUUAUCUGUUUUCUCUUCUAAUAAAAUGUUGUUUAAAUCACGUGACUUGUCCUGACUGAAUAUUUGUAUUAUCUGUAUGUCUGUGUACAACUGCAUAAUGUGACAGGACAAACUAAAUAAAGUGGACAGACCAGCUUCAGAUUGCUAGUGUUUGGAAUGUAUAAAUGCAAACUACUGCAUGCACACAGGAAGGGAAUGUUGUUUAUGACUCUGUGUUAAAGUGAAUGUUUCUCUCUUAGCCAUAUUGUAUAUUGUUAUCAUUAACAUGUCAUAUAAGUUUCACUGUGGAGAUGAAAUUGGAGAAGUAAAUGCUUCCUGUUUGCAAGGAAAAGGAUAUGUUAACUCUGCAGUUUAUUUAAAGGAACGUGGGAAUAUUGCAUGCAUACAAACACACAUUAGUAUCACAGUAUAACUGCUUUAAAAUGAUAAGUUGACAACAUUGUCUAAUUUAUUUAUUUGCAA